This is a messenger RNA of Oryzias melastigma (Indian medaka), 2881 nucleotides long. RefSeq names its product phosphatidylinositol glycan anchor biosynthesis, class U (gene pigu). Gene Ontology annotation, cellular component: membrane; GPI-anchor transamidase complex. Gene Ontology annotation, biological process: protein localization to cell surface; attachment of GPI anchor to protein. The record is from RefSeq and is a predicted model, not a curated record. NCBI's taxonomy places the organism in Eukaryota, Metazoa, Chordata, Actinopteri, Beloniformes, Adrianichthyidae.
UUAUCGAAGGCCUCGCUCUGCUUGACUUGGGAGUUUCUCCAUACUCUGGAGAUGUUUUCCAUGAGACUCCACUCAUAAUUUACCUCUUCCACUUCAUGGUGGAUUAUGCAGAGAUCACGUUCAUGCUGGCAGACGUCAUCACGGCGGUGGCUCUCUACGCAGCAGCAAAGGAUUUCAACAAGCAAGUGUUCAGAAAACAAAAGUUUGCUUUGGAGGCGGAGCGCUACCCUCCGGACUGUCUGGAGCUCAUCAGGACCCCCCUGGAGAUGCACUACAUCCCCCUGAAAGUGGCCAUGUUUUACCUGUUGAACCCGUUCACCAUCUUGUCCUGCGUCGCCAAGUCGACCUGCGGCCUGAACAACUCUGUCAUUUCUCUCUUCAUCCUCUGCACGGUUAAAGGAAACGUCCUGCUGAGCGCCGUCUUCCUGUGUCUGGCCACAUACCAGUCCAUCUACCCGCUGACCCUGUGCGCUCCUGCGAUGCUUUACCUAAUGCAGCGUCAGUACAUCCCGGUCAACUUCCGGCGCUUGAGCUUCUGGUGGUUUGUGGUUCAAUACCUCUUCAUGUACCUGGGGAGCCUGUUCGUCCUUGUCUGCCUGUCCUUCUUCCUGCUCGGCUCCUGGGACUACAUGCCGUCCGUCUAUGGCUUCAUCCUCUCCGUUCCUGACCUGACUCCCAACAUCGGCCUCUUCUGGUAUUUCUUUGCAGAAAUGUUUGAACAUUUCCGCCUCUUCUUCCUCUGCGUCUUCCAGAUUAACGUCUUCUUCUACACCAUUCCUCUGUCCAUCAAACUCAAGGAGCAUCCUGUGUUCCUGAUCUUCAUGCAGUUGGCUGUGAUCUCCAUCUUUAAAUCCUACCCCACCGUGGGGGACAUCGCCCUCUACAUGGCCUUCCUCCCACUCUGGAGUCACCUGCACCGGUUCUUGAGGAACAUCUUCCUGGUGUCCUGUGUCCUGCUGGCCUGUUCGGCGCUGUUUCCGGUACUCUGGCACCUCUGGAUUUACGCCGGCAGCGCCAACUCUAACUUCUACUACGCCAUAACUCUGCUGUUCAAUGUGGCGCAAAUCCUGCUGGUGUCAGAUUAUUUCUACGCCUUUCUGAGGAGGGAGCACCACCUCACCUACGGGCUGUACCUGAAGAAGAAGGACGGCUCCGAAGCGACACUCGUUCUGAAGUAGAACCCUGAGCGUGUGUAGGAGGGACAAGCAGUGGCGCGCCCCUCUUUGCGCUCGCACAGGAAAAGGCGUCCAAAGCCACACUGCUCCUCCAAUUGAACAGAGCUGCUCAUGCAGAGAAAGCAGUGCAGCUCGAUUCGACAUAGCUGCUGCUGCACGACCUGAGAAAUGUGCCCCAUGGAAACUUGUGGGUCCCUCUGUAUAUUGGAGCGCUCUUAUUUUAAAGCAUCAUUCCACUGGAACUUAUACUGGCAAGCUAAGCUUUUAUUUUGGAGGCUUUAACAAUUCUGUAUGAGUUUUGUUUUGUAAACACUCCUCUGGAAUGAGCUUUUACUUUGAAAGUUUCCUCUUCUUUUGAUGUCAACAAGUUGGAAAAAUUCUGACUAAUUUUAUAACCACCAACUCUACACCAUAAAUGAUUUUAUUAACUGGAAGGCUUUUAUAAAAAUGUGAACUGAAGCUUUAUUUGCAGACUUAAAAAAAACUGGAGCAAAGAAAGAAAAAUCUAACUGUUUUUGUCCUUUAAGUUUUCAAUCAAUUUUUUUCUUUGUUUUGUGUUGAUGCUGCAUCUCCGCGCUACAGAGAGACGAUCUGUUUCAGAUGAUCAAUACUGAUCAGAGCAGAUGGAUGGAGAUGAUUUUUAUUCUGGAGUGACUGUUUUUUUUGUAGAUACAGAUUUAUGGGUUUGAUGGUCUUGCAGGUAAAAGCAGAAUAAAUGUUUUCCAAAUCCACCAAUUCUGGCUUUAAUCCAGAUUAUUCUUGGGAUUCUGUGCAGUAUUACAUCAGGAAAUUCAACACUAUGGACUUAAGUUCAAGUCUCUAAACAAACUUUAAAUCACAAUUAUAAGUGUUUUUUUUUUAAUCAAUUUUAUCGUCCCUGGAGCAGAAAGGAGUCAUUAGAGUGAAGGUCAUUCUCCAUGUUUGGGUCGUUUUCGCUUUAACUUCAGGUCCUACAUGGCUGAUCCUCUCAGUCUGCGCAGGUCAAACAGGUGAGAAGAGUUUAUACCACAAACUGAGUUUUAAAGGGAUUGAAGCCUUUCUUUAGUUUUGUGUUUUCCCUAAAGGACAUUUUUGAUACUAUGGUACUUUUCUUUGGUAUUUUGUCCAAUACUUUUUUUUUUUUUUUUUUGUUAAUAAAAACGUCAAACGUCGGUCAUUUUUGUGUUUUUUCAUUUAUAGAUUUUUUUUAAUUAACCAUUUAAUCAAAGGUAAUCUGGAGCACAAGGUGUGGAUUUUUAGACAUUCUAUCAACUUUAACACAAAACAUCCUUCACAUCCACGAAAUCCAACAUCAUCAGCCUUUGGAGCAGCUGAAACCUCCUUUUAUGGAGAUUUGAAGUUAGUUUGAAGAUCACAGGAAGAUAGUAAUCAUCUGGAUCUUCUGGUUCUGCUUUAAAUAACUCGCAGACCUUUGGAAUCACAUGGUCAGAACUUUUUUCCCAGUAUUUUGGGCCAUUAAGAGUCAAAUAAACUAGCGUGUUGUCUGUGCAUGCCUGGAUGAGCAGCUCUUCCAUGGCUGCCUUUCUAUUGGUGGCCUCUAGAUAGCAGCAUCAUUCUGCACAGAAAUCCAUUCAGGUGAAGAACCGCUCUCCAGCUGCAGGCAAAUCCUUUAUCCAUUGAACUUUUGCUUUUGGUUUGAGCUAUAGUUACAUUAAUAUUUGUGGUCAUUUUUUUGUGGAGAUUUUAAUAAUAAAAACCAGAAAUGA